AAUCUUAAUAAUGUUGAGGCAGAUCGUCUUUGUUCUUGUUCUGGGUACAACUAGCGCCACCCAUCCAGCGUUUGUGAAAACGUUGUCUGAUCAGUGGGAAAAUAAGGCUGAUCCAGGUAUAUGCAUAGCUCUGCACUGUGCCCUACAGUCUGGUGCAUGUGUUCUGGACCCACAGUGCUUUGAAACUUUACAGUGUAUGAUCGGCUGUAGCGGUAAGCCAGAUGAAUCUCAAUGUCAGUUUGAAUGUGAGAUGACACUUGGAAAUGGAAACGAAGUUUUCGAAGAUCUUCUCCGGUGUAUGGCUGCUAAUGGCUGUUUCCCUGAAGUCCCUCCUGAUGGAAUAUGCCUAGCAAGUGAAUCUGACACUGUACAAGAAAUCACAGAUAUAGAGAUGGUGGCCGGCAGCUGGUGGGUUGUUAGAGGGGUCAACUGUGCUCAAGAUGAUGUCUGGCUUGGGGGAUAUGAUUGGUACCCCUGUCAACAUGAAAGAUAUUUGAGGUUAGGGGAUGGUUGGAUUAAUAAUACUACCUAUACAGGGGGCUCGGAUUCUAUACCUACUACAGAUGUUCUUGUAACCAUACCUCAUGCUACUAUGCCCUCCCCUGGUCUAAUCAGACUGGAAUAUGAUGACGAACCCCUCCUCCCUCAGAUUGAGAGAUGGCAUAUAGUGUCUAAGCCUAGUGAUGACUAUAUGAUGGUAUUCUGGUGUGGAACUAACCCAGCUUUGGAUUACAAUGGAGGAUUUGUACUUUCAAGGACCAGAACUCAGAAUGAAAUGCCGUCAGAGAUUGAGGAGGAGUUUAGACGCGUAGCUGCGUCACUGGGUGUGGAUUAUGACGCAAUGUGCGUCACAGACAACACGCUUUGUGAGGAGAAUCCAUAGAAUCCAUAAACUAAUUGCUUUAAUUAAAAUGUUAGAAAUAAAGUUCUAUUUUUAAUAAUGAUUCUUUGAAUUAACAUGAUAAAAUAACGCGUA
Molecule: messenger RNA, 976 nt
Organism: Eurytemora carolleeae
Lineage: Eukaryota; Metazoa; Arthropoda; Copepoda; Calanoida; Temoridae
Product: violaxanthin de-epoxidase, chloroplastic
Exons: 11
Coding region: 11-883 (290 amino acids)
Biological process (GO): xanthophyll cycle
Molecular function (GO): violaxanthin de-epoxidase activity
Source: RefSeq, a predicted model, not a curated record